AUGAGUUGGAGACGAUGUAAAGGAUCUGUUAUCCUCAGAGACACAUCAAGUGAUCGCCAGGGAUAUAAAAGGGACAUAAGGUCACUCACAAGGAAGAGUACUUUUGGUAAAAGCUUCCGGAUCGAUGCGGAACCUCCGAAAGUAUCCCCUGUGGUUAAGGAGCCUAAACCAAAAUUCCUGGACCGAUGUGGAAAUGUGAUAAGAAAGCUACAAUACAACAGGACAUACCGAAUUCGUGUGACGUACAGUCUUUGUUUAGUCUGGGUGUAUAUGAUACUGGGAUGGACCACAGGCCAACUGGGACCUAUCCUACUGGAUCUGUCGUUGAUCACGAACGUCAGCCUAGAGGCCACUGCCACCUACAUUAUAAUUUUAGGAGUAGGCUACAUCCUAGGGUCCUUUCUAGGAGGUAUGGUUUACGAGAAGCUGAGUCGACCUUUGACCCUGUUUUUUACGUGCUUGGUCCUGGCUGCGUUUGAGUUCACUAUACCGUACUGCAGGCAGUAUUGGAUAAUGAUGAUCAUCCUGUUCCUAGAUGGCACUUGUGAGGGGGCCAUAGAUACAAUUGCCAAUACUGAAAUGGUAUCCCUUUGGGGGAAAUCCAUCGAAUCGUGGAUGCAGGGAAUGUAUUUCAUGUUUGCUGUCGGCGCUGUCAUUUCCCCACUAGUAACCGCCCCUUUUCUGGCACCCGAGAUUACUGUCAGUGUCUCUGGUGUUCAAAGCGGUUCUACAUCCGUGACAAUCUUCACUCUGUAUGAUGGCACACAGACUAGGAUUUACUUAGUAUAUAUUAUCAAUGCUUGUCUGGUCCUCGUUGCUGCAGCUUUGUUUUUUUAUCAGUCUAUAAAAAACUCCAUCUUCCUCCAUGGCCUGAGUCUACCAAUUAACGACGUGCAACAAGCGAGACCGCUGUCGAAGAGAGAAAAGACACUGAUUUUACUAAAUAUGGGCAUUCUUUGUUUUCUUUAUACAGCUAUUGAGGAAACAUUUGCUGAAUUUCUUACUAUAUUUUGCGUGGCACAGAUGGGUAUGACGAAAGUCCAAGGAUCCGAAGCGACCUCAUUAUUCUUUGCGGCGUUCGGGAUAUCUCGGUUUGUAGGAAUCUUCCUUGUGACACAGCUCAAUCCUGUUCGUCUAAUCUGUGGAUAUUGUGUGAUACUAAUUCUGUCCUUUGUAGGGCUGACAUUAGCAGGUCUGUAUUAUCACAUCAUCGGUAUCUGGCUUUUUAGUCCUCUUAUUGGAAUCGGUCUGUCUAUCAUUUAUCCAAUAUUAUACACAUGGACAGACGAAAACUUUAUACACAUCACUGGGAAAAUAACCGCCUUCCUAAUAAUCAUGGCAUCCUUGGGCGGUAUGGUCAACCCCGCCCUGCUCGGAUAUUUGAUGGAGGAGAGAUCUCCAAUGUGGUUCUGCUACCUUCUACUCGUGGAAUCUCUUCUGUUCUUACUUUUCUAUGACGUGGGUUUAUUACUUUCACGUUGGAUAGCUACAAAGCCUAAUGUACGGCGUCUAUAUAAUUCUGAAGUAGAAAUGGAGACCAUCAAUGAAAACUUCGGACUAGAUCAACGAAUAUCGCCAUCACCGUUUGAUGAUAGGACGGGACUAAAUGCAAAUAUGAGGCUUUCUUCUGUGAAGUCAGCUCAACAGUCGUCGGAUAAACAACAGAUGGAAACUAUUACGGAAGGACGUGGUGGCUCCACAGAUGGCGCUAACAUGUCUUCGGAAAUUCCAUCCACGUCACAGCAAGAGAAAAGUUCAUUGGUGAUGAAUGAAGAAAGCAUUGGUCAACAGUCUGACAAGAAGUCACGUGAUGCGAGAAUCGACACACCAAUCAUAACGGAAACUUCAGGAUCAGAUGAGAACGGCGAAACAUCAAAAUUGGUAGGUACUUCAGUUACAGACGAAGAGCAAAAGGCAGUUCCUGUUUCGGACAUAGAGGCAAACCUACAUGCAGGAAAAGAAGAAACGGAAGUAUCUAUAAGAGCUGAACGCGCAGAAGCGGAAGUAGGUGGCAGGGAAUUUACUGAUAAUUCCAUGCUGACAAACGACGAUUCGUCAGGAGUCAAAAAAGAAACAAUUGUCUAA
Messenger RNA from Ylistrum balloti, 2085 nucleotides. RefSeq names its product sodium-dependent glucose transporter 1-like. The record is from RefSeq and is a predicted model, not a curated record. Gene Ontology annotation, biological process: transmembrane transport. Bases 1 to 2085 code for a protein of 694 amino acids. Lineage: Eukaryota; Metazoa; Mollusca; Bivalvia; Pectinida; Pectinidae. The transcript has 3 exons.